AUGAAAAUUGUGAUUUUUUUGAAUUUGGUAUUCUUACAUAACAUAAUCAGUGAACCAACUAUUAUAGACCAAAGUUCAGUAGGAGAAACCAACGAAACGUUCAAGUCACAUGAAAACGAAAUGAGUAGACAUAGGGAACGUUCGGAAACAAACAAUACAAAUAGUAGAGAUAAAAAUGGUCUUGAAUUCGGCUUGACAUGGCUGACUGGAAAAUCAAGCAACAGAUAUGCAUUUAGAGAUGAAAAAAAAGCAAAUCUUCAUGGAAAUUUCAAACGGCAUGGAAAAGGAGAAUACGAUAGUUUGUCAACUCGAUCAUACAGAUUCAAAGUGAAGGGAUCAAUUGACCGAUAUGGAAGACGCGCAUUCCAACAUUCGAAAAUACAGAGAGGUGGAAAGAGAAAGAGUUACUCGAAAAGAUUCUCCUAUGAUUAUUUCGAUAUUAAUGGCGGUGUAUCUUCCAGACGUAAAACUAUGGGAUUAGGAACAGACACAGAGAGUGGUCAUCACAUUGAAAUAAAGUUAUCUUCGGACAUUGA
Schistosoma turkestanicum is the source of this 536-nucleotide messenger RNA. Lineage: Eukaryota; Metazoa; Platyhelminthes; Trematoda; Strigeidida; Schistosomatidae. The record is from the annotation of a GenBank genome assembly.